Messenger RNA from Melitaea cinxia (Glanville fritillary), 939 nucleotides. Its product is annotated as isatin hydrolase-like. The transcript has 5 exons. Lineage: Eukaryota; Metazoa; Arthropoda; Insecta; Lepidoptera; Nymphalidae. The record is from RefSeq and is a predicted model, not a curated record. Gene Ontology annotation, molecular function: arylformamidase activity. Bases 10 to 807 code for a protein of 265 amino acids.
CGACGCAAAAUGGCUUACUUAAUUGACGUGUUAGUUUAUAUUAGUGGGUUCUUCAUUAUUACUAUUACGGCGAAUUUCAAUGACGUUUUAUGGAACGGAGAUUAUGAAUUCAUUGAUUUGACUUAUCCCUUUGAUAACAGUACAAUAUACUGGAUGAAUUCACUGCAAUUUAUGUUUAAUAAUAAAGUUGCUGGUUUUCAGGAUGAUGGAUCUUGGUUUGCAAUGAAUGAUUUUGCGGCUGGUGAGCAUGGUGGGACACAUAUGGAUGCACCAUAUCAUUUUAAAGCAGACGGCAAACAUAUAGGAGAUAUACCUCUAGAAAAAUUGAUUGUACCACUUAUAAUAGUCGACGUAAGUUCAAAAGUUAAUGAAGACCCAAAUUUCGAAUUGAACAUGCAUGAUUUGGAUUACAGACUUAACGAUAAUAUGGGAAAACCUUGCUUAAUAGUGUUUAAAUAUGGUUGGAGUAAGUUUAUAAACGACAAAACGAAAUAUUUAGGCAUGACGAAGAAUAAUACAUUUAACUUUCCAGGCAUGAGUGAAGAAGUGGCCGAAUGGAUAACAUCAUCGCAUAAAAAUGUAGUAGGAAUCGGUGUAGAUACUGCAUCAGUAGACAAAGGUUCAGCUACCGACUUUCCCGUACAUAAAAUCUUUGCCAAUGCUGGCUUGUUUAAUGUCGAAAAUGUGAAGUUAGAUUUACCUGUGCCUGAAUACGGUUGUACUGCAUUGAUAUUGCCAAUGAAGAUUGCUAUGGGUACUGGAGCUCCACUGCGCUUAGUAGCAAUUUGUCCUAAAAGAACAUCAUAACUUGAAACUUUUUUUAUUUUAUUUUUUGUUCUAUUUUAAAUUGAUCAAAUAUGUAAGAUCUUAAGAAUAUUGUAACGUAACAUUAAGUUACAUUAUUGUAUUUACUAAAAUAAAAGAUUAUUAUGGAAAAAA